AUGUUCUGGUUCGCUCGUCGCUCUUACACGAUAAUCAAGCAUUCUUCUUCUCCUUAUUCGACUUUGGUUUCUGAUGGUAAGCAUUGUAAGAACAUCGUCUCGAUUCAAUACCUUCAUUCUCUUCUGCGGAGAAAUGAGUCGAACCCUAGAAUCAUCCACCAGCUCCAUUCUCAUUUCACAACUUCUGGGCUUCUUCUUCUUCACCAGAAGCAAAACUCUGGGAAACUUUUUCUAUUCAAUACUCUGCUUCGAUGCUAUUCUCUUGGCGAAACACCUCUUCGUGCUUACUUCCUCUACGACCAACUCCAACAGCUUCAUUUCUUGUCUGAUCACAAACAGAGACUGCCUCCUUUUGAUAGUUUCACUUACCUCUUUCUCCUGAAAGCGAGUUCGAAUCCGCGAUUCCGGUUACUACUUCUGGGAAUUGGACUCCAUGGUUUGACGUUAAAACUGGGUUUUGAGUUCCAUGUCUACGUGCAGACAGCUUUGGUUGGUAUGUAUCUUGUUGGUGGAAACAGAGUUGAUGCAUACAAAGUGUUCGAUGAAAUGCCUGAGAGAAACCAGGUAACUUGGAAUGUGAUGAUCACUGGCCUGACUAAUUUAGGAGAGUUUGGAAAAGCUCUUUGCUUUUUGGAGAAGAUGCCGAAUCGAACGGUAGUGUCUUGGACCACUGUUAUUGAUGGCUAUGCACGAGUGAAUAAACCCAAGGAAGCUAUACUCUUGUUUUCGAGAAUGGUUGCUUGUGAUGCGAUAAAUCCUAACGAGAUAACCAUUCUCGCGAUUCUCCCAGCUGUUUGGAACUUAGGAGACCAGAGAAUGUGCGAAUCGGUUCAUGCUUAUGUAAGGAAAAGAAGGUUUGUUCCAUGUGACAUUCGUGUGACUAACUCUCUUAUCGAUGCUUAUGCAAAAUGUGGGUGUAUCAAAAGCGCAUUGAAGUUUUUCAUGGAGAUUCCAAACGAAAGAAAGAAUCUGGUAUCGUGGACAACGAUGAUCUCGGCGUUUGCAAUGCACGGAAUGGGCAAAGAAGCGGUCAGUAUGUUCAAAGACAUGGAAAGACUCGGGUUGAAACCAAACAGAGUGACCAUGAUCAGUGUUUUAAACGCUUGUAGCCAUGGAGGCUUAGCAGACGAAGAGUUUCUAGAGUUUUUCAACAAAAUGGUAAGCAAGUACAAGAUAACUCCGGAUGUGAAGCACUAUGGAUGUCUAGUAGAUAUGUUGAGAAGAAAAGGAAGAUUAGAAGAAGCGGAAAAGAUCGCAUUGGAGAUUCCGAUUGACCAAAAGGUCGUGGUUUGGAGAAUGCUUCUUGGAGCUUGUAGCGUUUACGAUGAUCCUGAAAUGGCUGAGAGGGUUACUAGGAAGCUAAUGGAGUUGGAGAAGAGCCAUGGAGGAGAUUAUGUGCUUAUGUCUAACGUAUUUUGUAGUACUGGAAGAUUUACAGAUGCACAGAGAUUUCGUAAACUGAUGGAUGUUAGAGGUGUAGCUAAACUUCCAGGACAUUCACAAUUAACAUAG
Messenger RNA from Arabis nemorensis, 1512 nucleotides. The record is from the annotation of a GenBank genome assembly. NCBI's taxonomy places the organism in Eukaryota, Viridiplantae, Streptophyta, Magnoliopsida, Brassicales, Brassicaceae.